Molecule: messenger RNA, 2085 nt
Organism: Pseudozyma hubeiensis SY62
Lineage: Eukaryota; Fungi; Basidiomycota; Ustilaginomycetes; Ustilaginales; Ustilaginaceae
Product: glycoside hydrolase
Exons: 2
Coding region: 1-2085 (694 amino acids)
Biological process (GO): carbohydrate metabolic process
Molecular function (GO): hydrolase activity, hydrolyzing O-glycosyl compounds
Source: RefSeq, a predicted model, not a curated record
AUGGUGAGCUCCAGGCUCGCCCUCGUGCUCAUGCUCACCGCUGGCGGUGUCAUGAGCCGUUCCUCUCACGAUACGCAGCGGCUGGACCGCCUCGUUCGACGUCAAGGUCCACCCGGCGGCGGUAAGCAUGGUGGUCCUCCUGGUGGUGCUCCUGGCGGCGCUCCGGGAGGCCAACCAGGUGGUCAGCCAGGUGGUCAGUCAGGAGGCUUUGGCUCCGGCGGCACUGAUCCUCUCACGCAUCCUGCUGGUUCGUCUGGAGCCGGUGGCGGUGACGGCGGAUACGGCAACGGUGGUACCGAUCCACUCAGCCAUCCCGCUGGCGGAAGCGGUGCCGGUUCAGUCGUGUCCUCCUCCAGCGGCGGUCAGAUGCACUGGGCCACCGACGCUUCCGGUAUGACCGGCGAGGAGCUUGUCAAGACGCUCCCCUCCGGCUUCUUCCUCGGCUCUGCCAUCGACAAUCCCGACCUCAAGGAUCCCAUCGUAGCUCCACUCGCCAAGUACAUGCCCUUCGUCACACCAGGAAACUCGCUCAAGAUGCAAUUCGUCUACGAAAGCGAACAGUCCUGGACCGAGCUCCUCAACGGCGUCACCAAGGCCAACCCGGACACCAAGAUCAAGUGGAAGUACCACACGCUCAUCUGGGGUGCCGAACAGAACAAAAAGAUGAUGCAGCAGUCCUUCAGCAAGGAAGCCAUGAUGAAGACCAUCACCGACUUCGUCAAAACCAAAAUGUGCCCCAAGAUCAUGAAGGAGGCCGACUUCUGGGGUAUCGACGUUCUCAACGAGGUCUUCGAUGACAGCGGCAACGGCUUCAAGAAGAACGGCUACUUUGAAGUCAUCGGUGAAGACGGUUACAAGGAGGUGCUGAAGCUCGUCAAGCAGGAGUGUCCCAGCUACAAGAUCAUCGUCAACGACUACGGUAUGGAGUCGAUGAAUCCCAAAUCGAACUUUGCCUUCAAGACGAUCAAGUCGUGGCUCGCCGAAGGUGUACCUGUCGAUGUUGUCGGUCUUCAGUUCCACAUCCAGCUCACCAACAAGUACGAGGACAUGCUCGCCUCCAUCAAGCGCUGGACGUCCGAGUCGAUCCCGGUCGUGCUUUCCGAAGUCGACAUUCCGGUCAAUUUGCCACCUUCGCAGUCGGAUCUCGAAAAGCAGGCCCAGCAGUACGGAAACGUUGUGCAGGCUGCUCUUGAAGGUGGUGCGUUUGGUUUAACUGCGUGGGGGAUUGUCGAUAGCCACACCUGGUUCGGUACGCAGUCCGACCAGGGUGUAGGUCACGGCAAGACGGGAGCUCCUCUGCUGUUCGACGCCAAGGGCAAGCCGAAAGCCGCUGUUGCUGCGAUCGUCGACGUGUUCAAGAAGUGGGGCAGCAAGCCAGUCGGCAUCAAGGGCGGCAGUGCCAACGAUCUUGGCAAAGGUGGCGGCUCGUCAUCGUCUUCGACCGGGUCCGGCUCUGGUUCUGGCUCGACCAGCUCUGGUUCGACUGAUGUUGGUUCGACUGGCUCUGGUUCAACUGGUUCGACUGAAGGCGCUGAUGUUGGCUCUGGUUCUGGAUCCGGCUCUGGUUCCAAUGGCUCUGGUUCUGGAUCCGGCUCUGGUUCCAAUGGCUCUGGUUCCAAUGGCUCUGGUUCCAAUGGCUCUGGUUCCAAUGGCUCUGGCUCUGACGGCUCUGGCUCGAGCACUACCCCUGGUACGACCGGCUCCGGCUCUACCGAUCUUGGCUCUGGCUCAACUGGCACGACUAACCCCAACAUCGACAGGGGCCCGCCUGACACCGGCUCCUCUGACCCUAGCCCUGGAUCUUCCGGCUCUGGUUCGUCUGACCCAGGCUCAUCUGGUUCUGGUUCGACUGGUACUGACGUUCCUGGCGUUGGCUCUGCAUACGGAGGCGGCUCUACUACCGAUGCCGAUGCUGGGGGUGGAACAGGCGGCGGAUCUUCUGGAGGGCUACAGUCCCAAGCACCGUCGCGCCAUGGCUGCUCGUCGCCGUCGCUAACGGAACAACGUCAUCUGGCUCUACUGCCCUCGCUGUGUCGAAACAUUGCUUCUCACUUGCCCUCUACCCUCGUCUGCUUUGUCCGUUGA